Messenger RNA from Neltuma alba, 792 nucleotides. RefSeq lists its product as uncharacterized. The coding region runs from base 1 to 621 and encodes 206 amino acids. NCBI's taxonomy places the organism in Eukaryota, Viridiplantae, Streptophyta, Magnoliopsida, Fabales, Fabaceae. The transcript has 2 exons. The record is from RefSeq and is a predicted model, not a curated record.
AUGGAAGAUGAAUGCUUAUGCAGCCCUCUUAACUGGGAAUUCUACCACCACCAAGAGGGAUUAGAGGAGCUGAAGCACGCUAUUUUGCAGACAACCUUGGAGCUAGAGGAAGCGAUUGUGUCUGCAAAAGAGGAGAUUACAAGAAGAGAAUGUGAGUUGAUGGAAGUGAAUGAUGCUCUAAGCAAAGCCAUUAAAGAGAGAGAUGAAUCCUUAGCACAAUGCCGGAAGCUAGAGCAGGAAAAUCUUCAGAUCCAGCAACAAACUCUUCAUCUGCAGACCCAUAAUGAAGAUGGAGGCUUAAAGAAGCUGAAGUGUUUAUCAUCAUCAUCAUCACCAGAUACAGAGGCUUCAUUAUCAUCAUCAAUAAUAUCAUCCGGUUUUUAUGAGUGUGAAGAUGAUGAUGAGAAGAAGAAGAAGAGGAAGAAGGCAUUGCCAGAGAAAGGGAAGCUUCUCAAGGCAGUGAUAGCAGCUGGGCCUCUUCUUCAGACUCUGCUUAUGGCUGGAGGACCCCUGCCUCAGUGGCAGCAUCCUCCUCCUCUGCUUCACUCCAUUGACAUUCCACCAUUCCCAUCUUCUUCUUCUUCUUGUUCUCUUACUUCUUAUUUCCUGCCUUCAAAAUAAACACCGAAUCUGAUACUAACAAUGUAGUUUAGCUUCUCCCUCCAUUAUUACCAUUAUGCAUGUUUACGCCAAAUAUGUAAGUGUGUGUGUGUAUAUAUACAUAAGGGAGAAUGGGGUAAUGUGAGGUAAGUUCCUGUUAAAAUAUGGAUGGGAAUUGAGUAAGCUUUUUUA